Messenger RNA from Bombina bombina (fire-bellied toad), 4195 nucleotides. RefSeq names its product endo-beta-N-acetylglucosaminidase (gene ENGASE). The transcript has 15 exons. Gene Ontology annotation, molecular function: mannosyl-glycoprotein endo-beta-N-acetylglucosaminidase activity. NCBI's taxonomy places the organism in Eukaryota, Metazoa, Chordata, Amphibia, Anura, Bombinatoridae. The record is from RefSeq and is a predicted model, not a curated record. Gene Ontology annotation, biological process: protein deglycosylation. Bases 120 to 2297 code for a protein of 725 amino acids. Gene Ontology annotation, cellular component: cytoplasm.
UCUGCAGCCAGACUCUGGAAGUAAACGGCGAGAGCUAUCUGCUUGCUGCAAACACUGAUUCAGUUUUAAAAGGCGUGGCUUAUGUCAAAAGAGAAAGUGUUCUGCAAAGAGGAUUCAAAAUGAAAAGAAAUCUCUCUGCUGAAGCCAUACCAGAAAAAGUCAAUGAGAAAAAAAGAAAUCGUUUUGCAGAGAAAAAGAAGGCGCAACGCACAAAAGACCAACCGGCAGAACAAGACAUGUCCGCCAACACAGAUUUACCUCAGCAUUCGGAUAUAAAGGUCUAUCAGGAGGUGAUAAGAUAUGAAUCCGCUCCUCUGUCAGCACGACACCAUGACAGAAAGACCACUGAACCAAUCAGUUUCUUUCUUUCCAACUUGGAGGAGUUGCUGUCUUGGAAACCCACAAAUCAUGAUGCGUUUAAUAUCUCUGUAACCCAUCUGGCUAAAAGACAUCCACCAAUUGUAAACCAGAGACCCAAGACACUCAUCUGCCAUGAUAUGAAGGGAGGAUAUCUGGAGGACAGAUUUAUCCAAGGCUCAGAUGCAAGGGAUCCAUACGUAUUCUAUCACUGGCAACACAUUGAUAUUUUUGUGUACUUCAGCCACCAAAUGUUCACACUACCACCUGUGUCCUGGACAAAUGCUGCACACAAACAUGGAGUGAGCGUCCUUGGAACCUUUAUCACCGAAUGGGAUGAAGGAGGUAAAACGUGCGAAUCUUUUUUGGCUGGCGAGGAAUCUACAUAUCGAGCAGUUGCAGAUCAGAUGGUUCGACUAGCAGAAUUCUAUCGGUUUGAUGGAUGGCUGGUCAACAUUGAGAAUGUGUUGAGUCCUGUUGCAGUUUCUAGAGUUCCUCUGUUCCUGCACUACCUGACCGAGCAGCUGCACCAGAGGGUACCCAGUGGCCUAGUCCUGUGGUAUGACAGUGUUGUCAAGGAAGGGGAAUUAAAGUGGCAAAAUGAGCUUAAUGACAAUAACCGACCGUUUUUUGACGCCUGUGAUGGGAUUUUCACCAACUAUAACUGGAAAGAGGAACACUUGGAGCGCAUGGCGCAGGAGUCCAGGCGGACAGAUGUGUACAUUGGGGUGGAUGUUUUUGGCCGAGGGGAAGUUGUAGGAGGAAAGUUUGAUACCGUCAAGUCUUUUCAGAUGAUCCGAAAAUAUGGCCUCUCGGCUGCUUUGUUUGCUCCGGGCUGGGUGUACGAGUGUUUAGAAAAAGAAGAAUUCCUGGAGAACCAACACAAGUUCUGGUCUCUAUUGGAAAAUUAUCUCCCCUCACACAGUCUCUGCUCACUGCCCCUCUGCUCGUCGUUCUGUGUUGGACGUGGAAAUAAACGAUUCUCCUAUGGGGAGGGAGAAGACAUUGGUCCUUGGUGUAACCUAAGUGCACAGGAGCUGCAGCCAAUUUUCUCAGAAGUGUCACUGGCUGAGGAUGGUGGAGGCCAUGUGAGAACUCGCAUUUGUCCACAGGACGCCUGGCAUGGAGGCAACUCCCUCCUUAUCGAUGGCACCUUACCAGCGGGAAUGGAUGGGGUUACCGUAAGGCUGUUCUCCCUACAUGUCCCAGCACCCCCAAAGCUUUUGCUGUCCAUGGUUUACAAGCUGGAAGGAAGUCCGAAUAUUUCAGUGUCACUGGAGCUCAGCACGCAAGAUGCCCCAUCCUGCAGUAUUGAGAGAAUAAUGGGGAUAUCCGAGCAGGUUAAAGUACAGAAACUUCAGCCCCUCUCGGAGCCUCCUGUCCACCUCGCAGACACUGCGCAAGACGGGAAAAGUAGCUGGGAGCAAAGGUACUAUGAGGUAGAGCUGAGUGGAUGCACCCUCACCAAACUUUCCAUCCACUUGUCCCGUCUGACAGUUGUUGAGCAGGCUGAGAACUUCAAGUGUCUCCUAGGAGAGAUCAGGGUUCUGGAUGUCUCUGAAGCUCCUUCCAUUCCCCCACAACCCUCAUCUCUGACGCUGUCUCUUCUACGCUGGCACAGAGAUCCAGAGACCAAGAAGCUAUUUGUCAGUCUUACACUGCGUUGGGUCCACCCUGUGGGCAGUGCCAGCCACUUUCGCAUAUACUGCCGCGGUGUCACCUGCCACAUGGCUCCGCCUUCCCAGGCUCACUUCCUUGGUCUGGCACAUGCUUGUAUCUACCGUGUGGUUGAUCUGGCAGUGCCUGAUCCCUGUCCCCCUGCUCCAGGGCGGCUGGAAUUUGCAGUUCAGCCAGUUAGUAAGGACAGAAUUGGACCUUUACCACCUUUCUGGGGUCAACUGGUGCUAGAAUAUAGUGAGGAGACACACACUGAGGUAUAAAGUUGUGUAUCCGGUUUAGAUUUUGUCUGAAAAACUGAAUUUAUGUUUGAAAGAUCAGACUGGCAAUUUGCCAUCCCAAUACGUGCAGAACUUAUUCUGAACAUACCACUGACCAUGUUAAGUGAUUGUAUUAAUGCAGUUACUAGGGUGUAGGAGAUAUCAAAACAUUACAUCUAUAAUAUUUCUUCUAAUGAUUUUUCAAGCAGGAAUUACUAAAAUGUAUGCUCCCAAAUACAGAGACCCACUGAUUGGCACAGAGUGUCACAUAUGUCCUGUUUGUAGGAUGAGAUCAUCAGAGUGAUAUCACAGGGAUAAUCUGUUAUUAGCAAAAACAAACAGUUUAAAGGAACAGCAAAGUCAAAAUUAAAAUGUCAUGAUUUGGAUAGAGCAUGUCAUUUUUAAACAACUUUCCAAUUUACUAUCAAAUGUAAUGAAUUCUCUUGGUAACUUUUGUUGAAGAGUAAACCUAGGUAGGUUCAGGGACAGCAAUUCACUACUGGAAGCUUGCUUUUUGGUGGUUAAACACAUAUGCCUCUUGUCAUUUGCUCACCAGAUGUAUUCAGCUAGCUCUUAGUAGUGCAUUGCUGCUCCUGAGCCUACCUUUUAGACAAAGGAUAGCAAGAGAGCAAAGCAAAUUUGAUGAGAAAAAAACUGGAAAGUUGUUUAAAAUUCUGUGCUCUAUCUUAAUUGUAAAUGUUUAAUUUUUACUUCACUAUCCUUUUAAAGUUUAGCCAAUUCUGGUGAGUGCUGCUGUUUUUCUUAAACUGUUUAGCCAAUUCUGGGCCAGAUUACAUGUGGCGCGCUACAUUUUUUUUUCUUUUCUCAAGUUGAAAGUAAGUUGUUUGCGCAUGAGCGAAACCCGAUGCACACUAACUUCCAGACUUCGGAUAUCAUGACAGUGUUAAUUUAUUUUCCCCAUAGACUUCAAUGGAGCAUGCAGAACAAAAUAAAAAAUAAUAAUGAUCACUCGCACCCUAACCCGACACUGAAUUAGACCAACUGCUCUAAACCCGAAGGUAGUUAUGAAUAUUUAACAUUCCAAUGCUCUUCACAAAGAAGAAGAAAAAAAAACAAAACAAUGAGAAAAUAAAUAUAUAUAUAUAUAUAUAUAUAUAUAUAUAUAUAUAUAUAUAUAUAUAUAUAUAUAUAUAUAUAUAUAGUAAAGAAGGAUGCACUCACCGGGACUUAGCAAAAUAUUGUAAUUUAAUACAAAUCUUAUACAGUGACGUUUCGGGGUAAUAAGCCCGUCCUCAGACCAUAAUGUGUAGCUUAAAAUAAGUGAAAUAUAUACUUUACCCUCCACCAAGCGUGAACUGCCGAAACCGGAAGUGGCCAUGGCGUUCUCCCUGCACCACUGCGCAGGUCCGGGGGUAGCCAUGGUAACCGGUGUAUAUACAAAUGUUGAUUGGAAUAGCAGUGUUAGUCCAAAGGGCCCCAAAGUGUAUAUAUAAGUGUAUAUAUGUAUAAACGUGUAUAUAUGUAUGUAUAUACAUAUAUAAACACAUAAAUACACAUAUAUAUAUGUAUACACACACUUAUACAUACAUACACACAUAUAUAUAUAUAUAUAUAUAUAUAUAUAUAUAUAUAUAUAUAUAUAUACACACACACACACACGUGUUUAUUUUCAACUUGUAAUACACGCGCAAGUUAGCACUGUCACAAUAUUGGUUAUCGCAACCUGCACUGAUGGUAGCGUGCAAAUUGUAAUCUAGCCCUCUGUCUUGGAGCCAGUGGUAUGUUCACUCUUGUUUAUGUUUUUUUCAGUGAUUUGUAAAGUGCUGUAAACAGAGUGCUUUUAUGAAAUGUGCUGCCCUAGUACUCAAGAUAACUGAGGAACAGAUUGAACUGAUAUAAUUAAAAAAAAAAUAAAAAAAACUUUGUAUUUUUAUCAGCCA